This is a messenger RNA of Zeugodacus cucurbitae (melon fly), 2172 nucleotides long. RefSeq names its product cyclic AMP response element-binding protein B (gene CrebB). Gene Ontology annotation, biological process: regulation of transcription by RNA polymerase II. Gene Ontology annotation, cellular component: transcription regulator complex; nucleus. Gene Ontology annotation, molecular function: protein binding; DNA-binding transcription factor activity, RNA polymerase II-specific; RNA polymerase II cis-regulatory region sequence-specific DNA binding. NCBI's taxonomy places the organism in Eukaryota, Metazoa, Arthropoda, Insecta, Diptera, Tephritidae. The record is from RefSeq and is a predicted model, not a curated record. Bases 645 to 1562 code for a protein of 305 amino acids. The transcript has 6 exons.
AAUAUGCAGAAAAUAUAUCAAUAUGUAUGUAUAUGUUAUAAAUUAUGGCAUAUUGAUAGAACUUAAUGCAUAUAUAGUAUAUGUGCAUGUAUGUACAUAUGCUAAGGAGCAUAGAAAAUCGUAUAAGUCGCCGCCAGCAACGCCAGCUAAUUCAUUACUUGUUGGUUGACUUUAUGCACGCCCAUAAUAAUCCAUAUGCCUUGUCAAAUGACGUCAUGACGUCACCUCAUAAAAAUACAUCAUGGAGCAAGGGCACGUGAAAUGAAAAUACUAGGAGAAGGAGCCGGUAUGCGUUUCCAAGUGAAAUUAGGAAAAACGUUCAAUGAAUUUCAAUCUUUAGCAAGCUCAAACAUCAUUUUGAAUGGAAUAGUAAAACAUAUUUUGAUUCGCUUGCCUAACUACCAGUCGUGAAACCAUAAAAACCAUACUAAGCUUUGAAAAUAAAAAUCAAACCAAAUCAACAAAAAACUUGAAUUAGCACCAAAGGUCGAUAUUAGUCAGUAGCAACCAAAUAAUUGUUUUGCUUUUCGUAGUAGCAUUAUUACUACGAUUUUGCAUCAUUUUGAGUUGCAUUUAUAAACAAAAAAUUUGUCAAGCUGAAGCAGUUGUCGCAAGACGUGACGGUGCUGUUGAAAAUUAAAAAAAUGGACAGCAUCGGUGAGGAGAACGGCAACUCGAACAACAUUGAAGAAGGUCACAAUUUGACGACUACAGCAACGCAGCAACAACACCAAAGUAAUAACUCCUCGAAUUCAACCGCCGGCAAUAGUGUAGCAACAUCAGCCGCCGCGAGUGGAGCCACUGUAUUGACAACAACAGCGAGUGUGCAAUACCCAUUAGCAGCACCGGUGCACAACAGUUUACAGCAAAUGCAGUCUGUCAUUCAAGCAGCCAAUCAGUCGUCAGUUAUUCAAACAGCCGCCACAAAUGCUGUAACCGCGGCGACGACAGGGACGAUAGGUGUACCCAAGGGUGGGGUAUUGUAUGUGAAUAAACCACCUAGUACAACUGUAAUACACACAACAUCCGGCAGUGGUGUACAGCUCCCUCCACAUUUUCAAUGUAAAAUCAAACCCGAACCAAAUACACAAAACCUCGACACGAAUAGUGAAGAUAGUCUCACUGACGAGGACUCACCGCAGCGACGAAUAGAGCUCACAAGAAGGCCAUCGUACAAUAAAAUUUUCACCGAAAUUAGUGGACCUGAUAUAACAGGUGGAGCGACUUUGCAAAUGUCAGAGACUGGUGGACUUCAUGCGUUGUCGAGCACGGGGGGCAGUACAAGCGGCACACUAAUAAUGCCGCCGGACAAUGCGGCAUUUUACAUACCUCAUAGGAUUCCAUACAAUACUAAUAAUAGUGGCAUAGCUGAGGAUCAAACGCGUAAGCGUGAGAUACGAUUGCAGAAAAAUCGGGAGGCGGCACGUGAAUGUCGACGUAAAAAGAAGGAGUACAUAAAGUGCCUGGAAAAUCGUGUGGCGGUGCUUGAGAAUCAAAAUAAAGCGCUCAUUGAAGAAUUGAAAUCACUCAAGGAGCUCUAUUGUCAAACAAAGAUCGAUUGAGACAGGCAGGAUGAUGACGACGAUGCGGUUGGGACGGAAGUGGCGGCUACGGAUAACUAUGAAAACGAUGGUGACAAUGUCGCAGAUACUGCGGAUGCCGAUAAUUCUGCGGUAUCGAAUGUAGAUUUUGCCGCUAUAAGUACAAAUUGUGAAAAUGCUGCUGCAAAUGGAGUUUUAAAUAUCAAUGCGAUAAGUGAAACAGCAGCACUUACUGCUGGGAAUACACUACAGCAACAUGAUGAUGAUGAUGAUGAUGGUGACAGUAGCAACCUUUGUAGUGACGAUGCUAUCGUUGAAUAUGUUGCAGCUGAGCGCAAGGAUUUUCAAGUGAAUAAUCGUUUGCAAGUGUUGCGUGUAGAACCAUCUGUUGCAGCAACAGAAGCAGCAGCAACAACUACAACCAUUGUGCGCCGCAUUGUCGUUGCAAAUGUGAAUGCUGCAGCUGCCGUCAAAGCCACCGCCGCUACCGUUGUUUUUGUGCCCGCCAGACCUCCCACAAAUUGUUAACCUGAUACGGCGAAGAAUUAGUGUUGCACUAAUUUUUCGACUCAACAAAUUUUUUGAAGCAAGGCAAAAAGGAAAAAAACACACAUACAUACAUACAUACACA